AUGACAUCUGGUAGUGGUAGUGAAGCUGGUCUUCCCAAACCAGUGGAUGAUGCGCUGCGAGCAUUGGAGCAGCGUUGGGAUCAACGUUUUCAUGAACAAGACGUUAGACAGCGGCGUUUUGAGACUCUUUUGGAAACGAUUUUGGAGCGUUUGGAUACCUUGGGUAUCGACGCCAAUAAUAGGUAUGAUUAUGAUAGGGAAAAUAGCGAUUUUCGCUUGAAAGUAGAUAUUCCUAAUUUUAAUGGGUGUUUGGGAAUCGAAGAAUUUAUGGAUUGGAUUGCGGAAGUAGACAGAUUCUUUAAUUAUCUUGAUACUCCAGCAGAGAAAAGAGUGAAGCUUGUGGCGUGUCGCCUGAAAGGUGGAGCAUCUGCUUGGUGGGAUCGAUUGCAGUCUCGUAGGGUACGAAAAGGGAAAAAUCUUGUUCGUACUUGGUAUAGGAUGAAAUUCCUAUUACAGCAAGAAUUCCUUCCUCCAGAUUAUGAGCAGAUUUUAUUCCAGGCAUAUCAAAACUUGAAGCAGGGUGCUAAGUCUGUUCAUGAGUACACUGCAGAUUUCAUGAGAGGUAGAAUUGGAGUGCAGGUGGUUCGAACUCUAUCUGAGGUGAAGAAUUUGGUAUUAAAAGCAGAGCUUAUGCAGCAAGAACGCAGUAGGCGGAAUUAUGACAAUUAUCGAGAUGAUGGAUCUGAUGAUAAGGAUAAAAAGGAGCUUACUGAUCGGAAGUUCAAUAAUAAUAACAGGCAGAAUUAUAGAGAGGAGAAGGCUGUGGGAAAACGUGUUGUCGCUGAAGGAGGAGAUAAUAAGAAAGGGGACAAUAACCCUUACGCCAAGUUUCAUGGUGUAACCUGUUACAGGUAUGAGGACGAUGAGGAAGAUGAUUAUGAUGAGGAUGAUAAGCAAAUCUAUGUAGUUCGGAGAAUGAUGUUGACUCCGAAGAGUGAAACUCAGACACAACGCCAUCAACUGUUUAAGACUCGGUGUACUAUCAAUGGUAAGGUGUUUCGUUUAAUUAUUGAUAGUGGAAGUUAUGAGAAUAUCAUUAGUAAAGAAGCAGUGCGGAAGCUGAAUUUACCUGUUGAGAAACAUCCCACACCUUAUUCUUUGUGGUGGAUUAAAUCAGAAUCUAGGCAAUUGGAUGUGACUAAGUGCUGUAAAGUUCCUUUCUCUAUAGGGAAGUAUAAGGAUGAAGUUUACUGCGAUGUGGUUGAUAUGGAUGUUUGCCAAUUCUUGCUUGGAAGACCUUGGCAGUAUGAUCUUGAUGUUUUGCAUUCAGGCAAGAGUAACCAAUAUCGGUUCGAAAAAAAUGGUGAAAAAUUUCUCUUGUUGCCUAUGCAGAAGAGUGAUAAAUCAAAGGAGCAGAAAACCUUCCUAUCUGUGGCUAAGGAUUUCGGUUCAGAGAUGAAGGAAUCUAAUGAACUGUAUGCCUUGGUGGUGAAGCAGCAAGUUGAGUUGCAAGUGGAGGAGCACCCAGAUUUGGUGCAACCAUUAUUGUUGGAAUUCAAGGAUAUUAUGCCAGAUGAUAUUCCUGAUGGGUUACCUCCUAUGCGAGAUAUUCAGCAUCAUAUUAAUCUUAUCCCUGGGGCGAGGUUGCCAAAUAUGCCUCAUUACAGAAUGAACCCAAAGGAGAGCGAGAUCCUGAAGGAGAAAGUAGAGGAAUUGCUGAAAAAGGGUCUGAUUCGUGAGAGCAUGAGUCCUUGUGCUGUACCUGCAUUGUUGACGCCCAAGAAAGAUGGAAGUUGGAGAAUGUGUGUAGACAGCAGCGCUAUCAAUCGGAUUACAGUAGGUUAUAAAUUCCCAAUACCUAGGCCGGAUGAUAUGUUGGAUAGGCUUACUGGUUCUGCUUGGUUUUCAAAGUUUGAUUUGAAGAAUGGGUAUCACCAGAUUCGAAUUAGGCCAGGUGAUGAGUGGAAAACAGCAUUUAAGACGAAAGAGGGGUUGUUUGAGUGGCUGGUCAUGUCGUUUGGGUUAUCCAAUGCACCUAGCACCUUCAUGAGGCUGAUGAAUCAGGUACUGAAACCUUUUCCUGGCCAGUUUGUUGUGGUGUAUUUUGAUGACAUAUUGAUUUAUAGUAAUUCUGAGGAAGAACAUUUGGCGCACUUAAGGCAAGUGUUAGAGGUUUUGCAGCAGAAUAAGUUGUAUGUCAACCUGAAGAAGUGUAACUUCUUAACGCGUCAACUAUUAUUUUUGGGAUUUGUGGUUUCUGCUGAUGGUGUGCAGGUUGAUGAAUCUAAGAUUCUGGCAAUUAAGGAUUGGCCUGAACCGAAAAAUGUGUCUGAGCUGCGAAGUUUUCAUGGUUUGGCCACCUUCUAUAGGAGUUUUGUCACUUUGAAAGAAAAAUUGUAUACUGCUCCAGUUCUUGCACUUCCUGAUUUUGAUAAGGUUUUUAAAGUGGAUUGUGAUGCUAGUGGGGUUGGCAUAGGUGCUGUUUUGUCGCAAGAGAAAAGGCCAGUAGCGUUUUUCAGUGAGAAGUUGAGUGAUUCUACAAGGAAAUGGAGUACUUAUGAUAAAGAAUUUUAUUAUGUUGUAAGGGCUCUGAAAACGUGGGAACACUAUCUGGUUGGAAAGGAGUUUGUGCUUUACUCUGAUCAUGAGGCUUUGAAGUAUCUGAAUAGUAAGAAGCGGAUUAGUAGCGAUAUGCAUGCCAGGUGGUGCCAGUAUCUGCAGAAAUUUCCAUUCAGAUUGCAGCAUAAAUCUGGAGUUCAGAACAAAGUGGCUGAUUCUUUGAGUAGGAGAGUAACUUUGCUAACUACCUUGAGUAGUUCUAUUUUAGGUUUUGAGCAGUUGAAAGGGGAAUACGAAGAUGAUGAAGAUUUUUCUGAGAUUUGGAGCAAGGUUUCGAACAAGCAACCUUCAGCUGGUCAUGUGGGUCGUGAUAAGACUUUAGAGGUUGUGAAAGAGAGGUUUUAUUGGUCUCAUCUUAGAAGAGAUGUUUGCAAAUUUGUUGAGAAGUGUUAUACUUGUCAGACAUCGAAGGGUCAGUCUAAGAAUACUGGUUUGUAUAUGCCGCUGCCAGUGCCAGAAAAUAUUUGGGAGGAUCUGUCCAUGGAUUUUGUGUUGGGACUUCCUCGAACUCAGAGAGGAGUUGGUUCUAUUUUUGUAGUUGUUGACAGGUUUUUGAAAAUGGCACAUUUUAUUCCUUGUAAGAAAACUUCAGAUGCAGUUGCGAUAGCAAGAUUGUUCUUCAAGGAGGUAGUUCCUUUACAUGGGGUGCCUAAGACCAUUACUUCUGAUAGGGACAAUAAGUUUCUUAGUCAUUUUUGGCGUACUUUGUGGAAGAUAUUUGAUUCAUCUUUGAAUUUCAGUAGUACAGCCCAUCCCCAGACAGAUGGUCAGACUGAAGCUGUUAAGAGGACUUUGGGUAACUUGGUUCGCUGUCUUUAUGGUGAGAAGCCGAAACAGUGGGAUAUUGCUCUUCCACAAGCUGAGUUUGCCUACAACAAUGCGGUUCAUAGUGCUACUGAUAGAACCCCAUUUUCUAUUAUGUAUAUUAAGGCACCAUCACAAACGCUGGACAUGGUGAAGCUGCCAAAGGGUAAUGGAUUGAAUGUGUCUGCAAAGCAUCUGGCUGAACAGGUUGUUGAGGUGCAGCAAGCAGUCAAGCAGAAACUUGAAGCUGCAAACCAGAAGUAUAAACAGGCUAAUGACAAAUAUAGACGCCAUGAGACCUUUGAAGUGGGUGAUCAGGUUAGGGUGUUUUUGCGCAAGGAGCGGUUACCAGUGGGCACCUACAGUAAGCUUAAACCGAAGAAGUAUGGUCCUUAUACUAUCCUUCAGAAGAUUAAUGAUAAUGCUUAUAUUGUUGAUCUUCCUGAUAACAUGGGCAUCUCCAAAACCUUUAAUGUGUCGGAUUUGUCUAAGUUUCAUGAUUCUUCUGUGCCUUUAUAUCCAAACUCGAGGACGAGUUUUUCUCAAGUGGAGGAGACUGAUGCGGAUGAGCUAGGCAUAUCAUUUAUGGAUCUAUGGACCAUCAGAAGUCCGUUCGAAAGGGCGUGUAACGUUUUGGAUUUUUGGCUUGAAGCUCCUGUUGAUUUUGAAGACGAUGAGCAAUUUCAAAGCACUGUCAUCUCACAGUCAUCCAACCAGAGUCCUAAUCCUGUGGAACAUGAUCCAGAUGCAGAGGUUGUUGCCUUAUCUCCAAGGACUCUUAUGGCAACCAACAGAUACAUAUGUGAAGUCUGCCAUAAAGGAUUUCAAAGGGAUCAGAACCUUCAGCUGCAUAGGAGGGGACAUAACUUGCCUUGGAAACUGAAGCAAAGAACAACUACACAGGUUAAGAAAAGGGUUUAUGUCUGUCCUGAGCCUAAUUGUGUGCAUCAUGAUCCGAGCCGGGCUCUAGGUGACCUCACUGGGAUUAAGAAGCACUUCUGCAGGAAACAUGGAGAGAAGAAAUGGAAGUGUGAUAAGUGCUCGAAACGAUAUGCUGUUCAAUCAGACUGGAAGGCACAUACAAAGAUCUGUGGCACCCGAGAAUAUCGUUGUGAUUGUGGCACCAUUUUUUCAAGGAAGGACAGCUUUGUCACACACAGGGCUUUUUGUGAUGCAUUAACAGAGGAAAAUUACAGGGUGAACCAUAACCUAGGUGCCAGUGGAGGAAUUUUACAGAGCCAGGCACAGGAGCUGUUCACUUGUGAUACAGGCUCCAAUGCAAAUACGAUGAUGAAUCUGUCGAUUUCUAAUGAGAAUAUGGACAAUUCACCAAGGCCAUUGUCUCUGACCUCGGCUGGAGUAAUGAUAUCUAGCAAUUUAGACUCAAUUUUCAAUCCAAGAACAUCUCCUCUGGCAAUGGGAUCUGCUUAUACUUCUGCUACAGCCUUGUUACAGAAAGCUGCAGAAAUGGGUGCUAAGAUCAGUGAUAAUACCAUUGCUCCAAUCCUCCUUAGGGGUUUUACCGGAUAUUCAACCAGCGGCCUGAACUCAUCCGGGGCUGUCCAGGAAGGUUCUUCCAUGGUAGGUAGUAACAUGGCAACUCAUGCAACAAGCACCAAUAAUUUUUACGUUGGGGAGGAAACAUAUGAAAAGAACUUGGAGCCAGGGGAUCCAAGAUCUCUCAACACCGUUCCUCCUGCAUUGUUCGAUUCUCAUUUUCUACACUCGGAGGAGAACGGUAACACUGCAAAUCUGUUGGGAGAAGUGUAUAUGGGAGGAAGUGAAAAGAUGACAGUUGAUUUUUUGGGAGUGGAACCAACAGGGCAUCAGAGUAUCAGCAAGAAAAGAAGCUAUGACGGUAACAUAGUGAACUUGGGCUACUCCAAUGGACAGAAAAGCUUGAACCAUUUGCGAUCCAACUGGUGA
This is a messenger RNA of Corchorus capsularis, 5289 nucleotides long. NCBI's taxonomy places the organism in Eukaryota, Viridiplantae, Streptophyta, Magnoliopsida, Malvales, Malvaceae. The record is from the annotation of a GenBank genome assembly.